ACAAUCUUAAUCACUUUUCAACAACUUUCUACGCGAACACAAUCUUAUUCUCUCUCUUCGUUCAUCCAACAUACAGAAAAUGGAGAACACCGCAUCCAAAAACCGAAACUUUGGAGACAAUGAACAUGAAGACGUCCCUGAUUCCUUUUGUUGUUGCGUUUGUCUGGAUCUAUUAUACAAGCCCAUUGUGCUAUCUUGUGGCCACAUAUGCUGUUUUUGGUGUGUCUAUAAAUCAAUGAAUUGUCUGCGCGAGUCUCAAUGUCCAAUAUGUAGGCAUCAAUAUUAUCACUUCCCAACAGUUUGCCAAACGCUUCAUUUUUUGCUUCUUAAGAUCUAUUCAGUUGCGUACAAUAGAAGGAGCAAUCAAACUCUUGAGGAAGAGAAGAAGUCGGGCUUCUAUUCCCCUCAAUUUGAUCCGGAUACAUGUGAAUCACAAGCUAAAUUUGGUCAUUCAUGUAGCCCUUCUUUCUCCUCUAUGAUAAAUCUUGUGCCUAAUUCCUGCAAUGUGGGAACUUCUGAAUGUACGGAUCAACUAAUGUCUAUUGCCCAUGAGGGAGAAUCUGAAACCAAUGUGACUCCAGUUGAAGGAAAAACAUUGCCUCAGGAUAAACUUAAUAUACAACAGAAAAUAUCAGUUGCAGAUGUGAUGUGUACAAUGUGCAAACAACUGCUUUUUCAUCCCGUAGUUCUUAAUUGUGGUCAUGUAUACUGUGAAACUUGUGUCUACAAGUUAGUUGAUGAUGAGAUGCUUAGAUGUCAAGUUUGUCAAAGUCCACAUCCAAGAGAAUUUCCGAAAGUGUGUUUGGAGUUUGAUCAGUUUUUGGAGGAACAAUUUCCUGAAGAAUAUGCACGGCGAAGGGAUACUAUUGAUUUAAAGGAUAUCAAAGUCAAACCAGAGAUUCCUUGUUCAUUGGAUAACGAUAACAAAGAAGAAAGUAGAGAAUGGUGGUCUGAUCCUGACUCAAAAGUUCACAUUGGAGUUGGUUGUGAUUUUUGUGGGAUGUUUCCUAUCACUGGAGAUAGAUAUAGAUGCGUCGACUGCAAGGAGAAAAUGGGUUUUGAUCUUUGUGGGGAUUGCUACGACACUCGCUCCAAACUUCCUGGCCGAUUUAAUCAACAACACACCUCAGAUCACAGUUUCAAGCUUAUAAAACCUGAUGCUAUCCGUAGGAUUAUCUUGAGUCUGGUCAGUGGAAGGUUAGGGGACAGUUCUAUAGACAGCGAGUCUUUCAGAAACAUAGAAUUCGCAGCCGAAGCCUCUAGGUUGUUUGAUGAUGGAGAAGAUAACCAAAAUGACCCUGAAGCUACAAAUUGAAAUUUUGAACCCAAAAAUAAUGAUGGUCUAUUUACUAGUUUGUUCGGUUUUACUCAACCCAUGAACAGAAUAUUAUAGGAGAGAAGAUAUUGCCUUCAAUUUUCAAGGGUUAAAUGUUUUUGCUCUCUUUAAUUUAUACAUGUUUAUAAAAUAUUCAACAAACAAUCACUUGGUGUACUUGGUUUUUUUAUUGCUAGCGGUAUACCUCCUUGGUAUUAGAUGGUUUGCCUAUAUGUGCUCAAAUACACAUUACCAAAUUUCAAACUACAAGACCAUGUACUAUACCAAUUGGAGUCACAAAGAUGACAAUAUAAUAAAUUAUAGAGUACACUUUUGACAUGAUA
Cicer arietinum (chickpea) is the source of this 1659-nucleotide messenger RNA. Its product is annotated as E3 ubiquitin-protein ligase PRT1-like. Gene Ontology annotation, molecular function: ubiquitin protein ligase activity; zinc ion binding. Gene Ontology annotation, biological process: proteasome-mediated ubiquitin-dependent protein catabolic process. NCBI's taxonomy places the organism in Eukaryota, Viridiplantae, Streptophyta, Magnoliopsida, Fabales, Fabaceae. The record is from RefSeq and is a predicted model, not a curated record.